Molecule: messenger RNA, 902 nt
Organism: Thermothelomyces thermophilus ATCC 42464
Lineage: Eukaryota; Fungi; Ascomycota; Sordariomycetes; Sordariales; Chaetomiaceae
Exons: 2
Coding region: 172-864 (230 amino acids)
Biological process (GO): mitochondrial respirasome assembly
Cellular component (GO): mitochondrion
Source: RefSeq, a predicted model, not a curated record
CAUGACUCCACCACUUGGCGCAGUGCCAAGAUUCUCCCGUGCGUGCAUGAGCGACAUGAAGCUUCCACCAUACCAGCGCGUUGGCCACGACCACAGCACGGCAACUCAAACACGUUUCCGAAUGCCCAAGCCCGCCUAUCGGCUUUAAAGUACUCAGAUCGACCGCUAAGGAUGUCCGACCGACCUCUGUCCGGCAGGCCACUGCCGUCGUCUUUUGACGAUAAUGAGGAUUUCUACAAUGAAUCCGGUUUCCAGAAAAUCUUGCGAAAGCUCAAAGAGGAGCCGCUAGUCCCGAUUGGCUGCAUCCUCACCGUUGCCGCAUUCACAAAUGCGUACCGCGCGAUGCGCCGCGGCGACCAUCACGGCGUCCAGAGGAUGUUCCGGGCCCGUGUCGCAGCGCAGGGCUUCACUGUGCUAGCCAUGGUUGCUGGCGGUAUCUACUAUGCCGAAGACCGCAACAAACAAAGGGAGUUGUGGAAGUUGAAGCAGCAGCGAGAGGCAGAGGAGAAGCGACAGAAAUGGAUCAGGGAACUAGAGGCCCGUGACGAGGAGGAGAAGGCUCUCCAGGAGAUGAUGGACAAAAAACGGAAGCGAGCAGCCGAGCGCGCAGCAAAGAAUGAAUCGGCAGCCGCGGGGGUGGCAUCACAGUCAGCAACUGCAUCGGAGCGAGCCAAGCCCGUUGCGGGUGAGGGGACGCAGAUGGGGGCAAUCGAGCCACCCAGCCAAGCAGCAGACGGCCAGAAGGAAUCUAAGAGUGCGCUGCUGGGCUUUCUGGGAAGUUGGUUUGGCGGGUCGAGCAAGGCACCAGAAGACCCCGGGAAGGAGAAAAAGGAUCAAAGCCACGGGUCCGAAGGGUCUCGUUGAUAUAGCCCCCGGCCUUUGCACAAAGGCCUCUCAUGUAA